This is a messenger RNA of Striga hermonthica, 624 nucleotides long. The record is from the annotation of a GenBank genome assembly. Lineage: Eukaryota; Viridiplantae; Streptophyta; Magnoliopsida; Lamiales; Orobanchaceae.
GUAGAGAUACCUUUAGCUCCUGUUCUCAGCUAUGCCGAGGAGGUGGCUAUGAUGGUCAACACUGUCAUUCAAGUUUUCUGUAAGUUAGAUGCUGUGACGGAUAUGGCUAGCAUACUAGAUAAGCAGCCACAUGUUAGUCAACUCGUGGUAGAUAUUUUCCACUCCCUUAAGCUUGCUGGUAAAGAUGGUAAGGAUGGUGAGCAAGUGGUAGCAACUCUUGGUGCACAAGUGAGAAAGUUGUUUGGAAGUCCCGAGUUUAUAAAGGCUUUUGUUGACACACAUGUGGAGGAUCCUAUGCUGUUAGCAUACAUUAACACGUUCGCAUUGGAAGAAACUGACCAAGUACGAAUGGAAUAUCUGAAGAGGGAUGCCUUGUUUGGAUUCUUUGUGGCAGAGAAACAAGACUUUUUUGAUAUGAGGUUUGUCUUGGCAACUAUACUGGGGUAUUGGAGUGAUGAAAGUUAUUAUCUCAAGUUGAUUGAAGAGAUCAAGAAAGCAGGCGUGGAACUACGGCAGGCAGAGGUAAUUAUAUCUGAUGUCGCUCAUCCUUGUACUGCGCAGGGUUUCAGAGAUGUGCUGAAAGCUAAAUACAAGAAUGAUGUUUAUGAGAAGAUAUGUGAAAAG